AUGAGGAAUGUUGCCCUGACCAGCAUAGGCUCGACUGCUGUUGCCGUUAUGGCAGACAGUCGAAGAGUGAUCCCACUCACGAGGUGGGAGAAUGACCAAAUGGGCAUAAUCCGCUCGACGGGAGGUCACCGCGGCCAACAUGGGCCCGGUACGGAAGUUGCCAACGUGCAAAGCAGGCCGGGUGCCCACAUUAAGUGGUCUGCUGUACCAUGGGGUCAAUCAGUGAAAGGGCCAUUCCAUGUUGAAUUGGCGCAUGGGACUAUCCAGACGCCAAAAGCAGGCCAACUUUAA
Protopolystoma xenopodis is the source of this 291-nucleotide messenger RNA. The record is from the annotation of a GenBank genome assembly. Lineage: Eukaryota; Metazoa; Platyhelminthes; Monogenea; Polystomatidea; Polystomatidae.